Molecule: messenger RNA, 1157 nt
Organism: Rosa chinensis
Lineage: Eukaryota; Viridiplantae; Streptophyta; Magnoliopsida; Rosales; Rosaceae
Product: ribonuclease H2 subunit B
Exons: 10
Coding region: 131-976 (281 amino acids)
Biological process (GO): RNA catabolic process; ribonucleotide metabolic process
Cellular component (GO): nucleoplasm; ribonuclease H2 complex
Source: RefSeq, a predicted model, not a curated record
GGGAAUGACCCCCGGGUGAACGUAUCAAAUCGGUUCCCUCCCUCGCGCGCCUUUUGGUCUCACUCCGCCGUCACUUGCUCUCUAAACCUCACCGAUUAGGGUUUAAGAGGCCGCCAAAAGUUUCAAUUUCAUGGCUUGGUGGCAAGGUUUCGAUGAAACUCGUCUUCUCAUAGCAGCUGAUCCUCCUGUAGCCGGAGACGGCGCCGGACAAUUGAUUUCGCUCCGCCACCCAAAAUCCGGAAACACAAUGUGCUGUGUUUUAGUUGAUGGGAUGCUCCAGGAACUUAAUUGGUUCAGGCAGUCCUACAGUUCUUGGUUUCUUGGAGACUAUGUUUCUGAGGAUGGUGGGAUAUAUACCGCCACUCGUGUUGAUCCUGUUUUCGUUUUGUUGCCCAUUUUUGAGGAAGCUAGAAUGAAGAAAGGGGACGAUCCUGGGAAGUACAGGCCAUUGGAUGAGAUAAUCUUCGUUGAUGGCUAUCCCGGAUAUCAGCAACUACUGUCCAUUGCUGAGGACUCUAUGCAAGUAGUUUGUGAAAUCAAAGAAAUUGAUUCCUCCAAAUAUUUUAGGCUUGACGACUCCAAGGUUCUGGCUUGGUUGUACCACAAGGCAUGCCAGCUAAAACAGAGGCUAUCCACGUUGGACAGUAAUUAUGCUGCAAGGGAAGAAGAGCAUAGAUUGGCUGAUGCGGUUUCAAUAUUGGGGGAAUACCUGAAGGAUGAGCCCUGGUUGAAGCUUUUGUGUGACCGUUUGAGGAUAGAUUUACCAGAGGCACCAAAAAAAGCACCAGAUGCUGAAACUCUCCCAACUGCCAACGAAAGUAGCCCAGGGAUUUGGAAUGGUUCACAGGAAAAGAGCAAGAGUGACAAUAAGGUUACUACCAGAGCUGCUGGAAGGCAAGCUAAAAAGAUCAAACUGGAGACUGGAUCACAUAACAUCAGAGACAUGUUCACUAGGGCCUCAUCAAGUAAGAAGUGAAUCAAUUCGAAAUGGAACACAGUUGUAAAUCCUGAGAUUCGUUCAUCAUGACCAGAAUUUGUAAACCAUUUUCAUUAGCAACUUGUAUUCCUUUAGCAUUCAUAACAUAGCUGCUGCAAUUGUAAUGUCAUCGACUGCACUGUUUGUGUCAAAGUCAAGCAAACUCAAGUUUUUAUAUCCA